Molecule: messenger RNA, 703 nt
Organism: Agelaius phoeniceus (red-winged blackbird)
Lineage: Eukaryota; Metazoa; Chordata; Aves; Passeriformes; Icteridae
Gene: PCLAF
Product: PCNA clamp associated factor
Biological process (GO): regulation of cell cycle; translesion synthesis
Cellular component (GO): nucleus
Molecular function (GO): chromatin binding
Source: RefSeq, a predicted model, not a curated record
AUGGCGCGGACCAAGGUGGAUCAGCGUGGUCGUGCCUUCCGCAAGGUGCUGGUCGCCCGCGCUCCCCGCAAGGCGCUGGGCUCCGGCGGCGGCAGCAGCAGCAGCGUCAGCGCGGGGCCGGCGCUGCCCGGCCGGAGAGGUCAACGGCGCCCCGUGGGGCUGAACCGGGUCUGUGUGAGGCCGGUGCCCGCCUGGCAAAGGGGAAUCAGCGACUUCCUGCAGCUCCCAUCCAAGGAGAGCCGGGCAUCCGACGGAGACACACCCGGGACCAGCGGCCUGGAAGCUCGGCCCCUGCCACUGGAUCCUGCCGAAGAGGGAGAGUGCUUGGAGGAAGAGUAGAUGUGAUCUGACCUCCAUUUUCAUGUUAAAAUGUUCCUCCUACUUGAGCUGGGUUUUGUACAUUUGCAUAGCUCUUUAUAGUUUUUUAUGGCUUCCUUUCAGCUUUUGUACAAGACUGAAAGUCUGAGAGAUGGCACGAACACUGGAGAAAUUAAUUAAUUUUUACUGUUUGGCACUUAAUGUUCAUUGUAAACCACUGGUUUAAUUUUUAUCUUGGUUUGCUUGAGUUCCUCCUGCAUGGUGGGCAGCUUUUGUCUUUCAUCUUCUGCCUGCCUUGUGUUUGUGCAAGACUUGCACGAUCAUGGUUGUUCCAUUACUGCAAAGCAGAUCCUUGUUUUUAAUAAACUGAAACCAUCUGAGCACA